GUUUUAAAAAGGUUUUGUGUUCAGUGAACUCCCUCUCCACUAUUAACCCUUAUCUCGCCUUCUCCCAGUCUAGCGUCUGCUUAUCUGCUACCAUGACAUCAAUUCUACCUAAGAAGUAGACGGUACAAAAAUACUUUCAGGGGCUAUCAUAAACCAAAACACAAAAUGGCCUGCUAGUCAGGGAAUCCAUUCCAAGCUGGGUCAUUUAAGAACAAAUGGGGGAAAAAACAUUCUAAAUAAAACUAAUAAUUACUGCUAAAUGAAACCCCUACCAUGCUAUAUACUUUUCCCUAUCCCCCGAUUCAAUUACUGGAUAGAUUCCUUACAAAUGCUUUCGUUUAUCAUAGACCUGUAACUCCUACUCCACCUCAUUUACCUGCCCCAGAAAACAUCCAGCCUAACCAGUAUUAAAGCCAGCUCCCGCAGCACAGAGCGAGGCUCACGCACCCAUCCACUCCGUUUAUAAAGUGCAGCAGAGGGGAACAGAUCAGCAGAUCAUCAUGCUGGGCUUAAUUGUUCUGCUGUGGACUGGCAUCUGCAUGUUCUUCCUUCUUAACAUAAAAAGACCCCAAAACUUUCCUCCUGGUCCACAACCCGUGCCAAUAUUUGGGAAUUUGCUUCAUCUGAGUUUGGAAAAUCCUUUGAAAGACCUGGAGAAGUUGUCUAAGUGCUAUGGGAAGGUCUUCAGUCUUUACAUUGGUGGAAGACCUGCUGUGAUUGUCAAUGGGUUUGAAGCUAUGAAGGAGGCCCUGGUGACCAAGGCUGUUGACUUUGCUGGAAGACCCCAGGACCUUAUGGUCAACCAUGCCUUGCAAGGAAAAAGUUUCAUUCUUUCAGACUAUGGCUCAGAGUGGAGGGAGCAGCGUCGCUUUGCUCUAAUGACCCUGAGAAACUUUGGUCUGGGAAAGCAGUGCAUGGAGGAAAGGAUUCUAGAGGAGAUUUCACAUGUCACUGUAUCCUUGGAGAAAAGUGCUGGGAAAACCAUGGACCCUCAGACUAUGUUUCAUAAGUCUGCAUUCAAUAUACUUUUUCUUGUACUCACUGGGUCCCGCUACGACUACGAGGACAAAAUACUGGAAUACUUCAUCAGUCUCUUUAAUGAGAAUGCAAAGAUUGCCAAUGGACCCUGGGCUAUGCUGUAUGACACGCUGCCUAUACUGAAAACCCUUCCUUUGCCAUUCCAGAAGGCCUUUAAAAAUAUAGAAUCUGGUAAACAGAUCGCCGUUGAUUUGGUUGAUGAGGUUAAGAAGAGCCGGCAUCCCUGGAAACCACGAAACUUCAUUGACAGCUACCUGGAUGAAAUAGAGAAAAGAGGUAAUGUUGGAUCUACUUUCAAUGAGGACCAGCUCAUCUUUUACAUCAUGGACCUACAGUUCGCCGGAACAGACACCACCUCCAACACUCUGCUCACUGCUUUCCUCUACCUCAUGACCAACCCAAAGAUUCAGGAGAGGUGUCAGCAGGAGAUUGACAUGGUACUGGAUGGAAAAGAACACACCUCUUUUGAGGACAGACACAGGAUGCCCUACACUCAAGCAGUGAUCCAUGAGGUUCAGCGCAUAGCCAGUAUUGUCCCACUCAGUGUGUUUCAUAGAACCACCAGAGACACUGAGCUGAUGGGCUACAGUAUCCCAAAGGGCACUCUCAUUAUUCCAAACCUCACCUCUGUGUUGCAUGAGGAGGGUCAGUGGAAGUUUCCUCAUGAGUUCAACCCCUUGAACUUUCUAAACCAACAGGGAGAGUUUGAGAAGCCUGAGGCCUUCAUGCCAUUCUCUGCAGGGCCCAGAAUGUGUCUUGGAGAAGGACUUGCUCGCAUGGAGCUCUUCCUGGUCAUUGUUACUCUCUUGCGACGCUUCAGAUUUGUCUGGCCCGAGGGUGCAGGGGAACCUGACUACACCCCUAUGUUUGGCAUAACCAUGUCCCCCAAACCCUUCAAAAUGGGUGUUAGACUGAGGUUAAACUAGUUAGGUGGAUAUUCUAGAGACAGUUGAAAGGUUAAUCCUGUAUAAUCUUUCUGGACUGAAUUGUAUAAUAUUUGCGAGUUUGGUAUUGAUAGAUAUAUUCAUAAUUGUAAUUAGUAAGGUAACAUAUACUUAUUUGAGUAUAUUUCAUGUUUGUAAUGUCUAUAUGCACACAUAUAUUUAUAUAUGUGUAUAAAUGUGUAAGAAAAUGACUAAAGCAGAAGCAAUUGCCACUGUUGAUGAAGUGAAAAUAUGUGU
This is a messenger RNA of Esox lucius (northern pike), 2219 nucleotides long. Its product is annotated as cytochrome P450 2F2-like. The record is from RefSeq and is a predicted model, not a curated record. The transcript is spliced from 10 exons. Gene Ontology annotation, molecular function: heme binding; oxidoreductase activity, acting on paired donors, with incorporation or reduction of molecular oxygen, reduced flavin or flavoprotein as one donor, and incorporation of one atom of oxygen; iron ion binding. NCBI's taxonomy places the organism in Eukaryota, Metazoa, Chordata, Actinopteri, Esociformes, Esocidae. Gene Ontology annotation, cellular component: cytoplasm; intracellular membrane-bounded organelle. The coding region runs from base 501 to 1964 and encodes 487 amino acids. Gene Ontology annotation, biological process: xenobiotic metabolic process.